Dicrocoelium dendriticum is the source of this 705-nucleotide messenger RNA. Lineage: Eukaryota; Metazoa; Platyhelminthes; Trematoda; Plagiorchiida; Dicrocoeliidae. The record is from the annotation of a GenBank genome assembly.
AUGUGUAAAUCGUGUGCGUCAUGUAUCCGGAUUCUCAUGAUUGUCUUCAAUAUUCUCUUCACGAUUGUCGGGCUGGCCGUUUUAGCAGCGGGACUAUACUUCUACUUCUCCACCUUCGGCCUUCGUGGGAUGGAGAACCAUAACAUAUUGGCGUACACGUAUAUCGGCAUUGCUGUCAUUGGUGCACUGAGCGUUAUCCUCGGAAUAUUGGGUUGCUGCGGUUCUUAUCACUAUAGCCGCUGUCUUCUCGGAUUCUAUUUCACCCUGUUGCUGAUUAUCUUCGCCGCAGAAAUAGCCGUUGGUGCUGCGGGAUUUGUUUACAGAGAUGAGGUACGCGCACUAGUUCACGAAACUCUGAAAGAGGGUGUCGAGGAUCUUAAAAAAGCAAACAACGAAGUCCGAUGGAUGGACACCGUCCACAUCAUGUUUCAAUGUUGCGGCUACAACGGCCAUCUCGACUAUGGUCUGCGUACACCGGCGAGUUGUUGCGCACACCAAGAAUGCUCGCCGCUGGAUCUCUUGAGACCCUACUUGCCGGGUUGCAAGGUGCGCAUGGACAACAUUAUGCACAAUUACUUCAUCGUCUGUGUCGCUGUCAUCUCUAUCGCGUUUGUUGAACUUAUCGGUUUAAUCUUCGCCAUGACCUUGUGUUGUGCUGUUAGCGGAAGAGAGACCGGUGGAUACUACCAAGCUGUUCACACCUGA